CAGUAUUUUGUGGGUCAUGUAUAGUAAUGAUAGCUUACUGUCGACGUGUUUCAAAUGUUGCAGUGACAUGCUAUGUGGGCAUGGGCAUUUGAGUAUAUUUGUAUAUGAUACAAUUCGAUAUAAACGGAUGUUGUGAGAACAUGGGCCCAGGACUGUGUGUUGGUAUUUUGUUAUGGAUCAGUGGAAUUCGAUAUGUGUAUGGCUUCAUUCAGAUCGGAAGCUUCCAAGCACAAACAACAGAAGGGGGUGAGUUCACAUUUAUGUGCAGUGUCAGCCAAGCCAGCUUUGUUCGCUGGUACAGGGAAGCUAAACUGGUACUAGGCACAAGGCCAGAUGAAAACAACUGUUUCGCAGAUUUGCCGAAAACGUAUGGUGCUUCCAACAAUGACUUUGAAGCGUAUAUCUCCGGACGGUACGACGCCGACUGUAACAGCACCCAUCAUCGUCUGACUCUCAGGAACAUCUCCUCCGAAGACGCAGAUACUGUGUGGUGGUGCGAGGACUAUGCGGACAGUGCCAGUAGCAAUGUCACCAUCGAUCUGAAGAUAGAAACAGGGAGUACGCCAUUAGUAAUGACUGAGUCUACAGCAGCAACGUUGUCUGUGUCUGUGAGUUCUACUACACCAACAGCACGGACAUCGUCUACUCCAACAACGCCAAGUGUGUAUCCAACCACGGCAACGAAACCAGAUGAACCCACAGCUGAUAACACAAUAUACAUCGUGGUCGCCGCAGCUGUUGGUGCUGGUGCUUGUGUUAUCAUCACCAUACUUGUCUGCUGGUGCCGGUACAAGAGAAAGAAAGGAAAGAAAUCAGAUGAAAACGCAGAUACAGCAGUUGAUAACCCUGUGUACAACGCCUUGGGACCCAUGGUCCAAGACGACAGCAACUACAUGACGCUCAAGCCUCAGGCAGAAUCUGUCGUCAACAAAGACAUCAAUGUGGACAUCGAGACUCACACACAGCCUGGUAACACCCCAGACUAUAUGGAGCUGAAACCUCGCAGCGAGUCCGGUAUUAGCGCAGACAGUGCUUACAUGGAUCUGACACCAGAAAGACAGCCAAGGAUUUCUGCUGACAACGACUACAUGAAGCUACAGCCGGGUACCGACACAGAUAGUCACUACAUGUCUUUCAAACCAAAAACGCAUCCUUGAAUAAAAACAGAAGGCAAAUACAUGGAACUGACACCUGACAGACAGCUCCGUACUUUAAACAAUAAGCAUUUGUCUUGAAAUAAGAUAUAUGUAUGUUAAUUGUUGAAUGACACUAAUAAAACCAAAUAUCUGACA
Molecule: messenger RNA, 1292 nt
Organism: Haliotis rufescens (red abalone)
Lineage: Eukaryota; Metazoa; Mollusca; Gastropoda; Lepetellida; Haliotidae
Exons: 5
Coding region: 105-1157 (350 amino acids)
Source: RefSeq, a predicted model, not a curated record